AUUAUGAGCAAAACAUUUCCCAGAAAAUUAGUUUAUUAUGGAAAGGCGUGUAAUACUUGCACACAAAUCUGUUGUUGGUGAUCACAAUAUUUUUGCAUGUUGAAUUGUCCCAACCCCCACGCAUGAGUUGAUCAGAAGCCCAAUUCUUUCGCCUCUGCGCUUGCUUCGCAAUCUUAAUUUCUUGCUCCAUUCGCGUCCCUCUCUCGAGAUCCAAAAGACCAUUUCCUGCAGCUUAUAUAUAUAAGCAUUACUCAUCGAUCCCAUAUCCCCACUCCUCAGUCGCCAGUUUUUUUCCAUCUCUCACUCUCAUCGCUUUCCUUAAUUUGCAGAAUGGCUAAUUCGACCCUACUACAUUCUAUCUUUUUUCUAGCAUUAAUGGCAUUAUGUUUUUCUCAGGUUAGUUCCACCUCCAGGAGAGCGUUGGAUCAGCUUAAAAAAACUGCCUUCACUGUCACUCUCCGUCAUGUGGAUUCUGGUAAGAACUUGACCAAGUUCGAGCGUAUCCAGCGAGGGAUCAAGCGCGGUAAUAACAGGUUGCAGAGGUUCAAUUCGAUGGUUCUUGCGGCGGCGGUUGAUGAUCAAGUUCAAUCUCCCAUCAUGGCUGGAAACGGUGAGUAUCUCAUGGACUUAUCCAUUGGGACGCCACCAGAUAGUUACUCUGCAAUCUUGGAUACGGGAAGUGAUCUGAUAUGGACGCAGUGCAAGCCUUGCACGGAGUGUUUUCAGCAGCCCACGCCCAUUUUUGAUCCGAAAAAAUCAUCUUCCUUCUCCAAGUUAUCUUGCUCCAGUGAUCUCUGUGAAGCCCUACCCCAGUCCACAUGCGACCGCGACGGUUGCGAGUAUCUCUAUAGCUACGGUGACUAUUCCACCACGCAGGGGUUCAUGGCCACCGAAACAUUCACGUUCGGAGAUGCUUCGGUUCGUAAAGUCGGGUUCGGAUGCGGAGAAGAAAACCAGGGAGAUGGGUUCAGCCAGGGAGCAGGACUUGUGGGGCUAGGACGUGGACCCCUCUCGCUGGUUUCUCAGAUGAAGGAAACCAAAUUUUCUUACUGUCUUACGCCCGUGGAUGACACGAAAAAGAGCAAACUCUUGAUUGGAUCUACAGCAAGCGUGGACAGCAGCUCAUUAUUAACCACCCCAUUACUCAAAAACCCAUCACAGCCAACUUUUUACUACCUUCCCCUCCAAGGCAUUUCCGUAGGGGACACUCGAUUGCCCAUUAAGCAAUCCACCUUCUCUAUCCAAGAGGAUGGCAGUGGUGGCAUGAUAAUCGACUCUGGUACCACGAUUACCUAUCUUGAAGAAAGCGCCUUCGAUGCGUUGGCCGAAGAAUUCACCUCUCAGGUGAAGCUUCCCGUGGACAAAUCCGACGGUACAGGGUUAGACGUGUGCUUCAACUUGCCUUCAGAUACGAAGGAAGUGGAGGUGCCGAAGUUGGUAUUCCAUUUCGAGGGGGCGGAUGUAGAAUUACCAAGUGACAACUACAUGAUAGGGGAUUCGAGUAUGGGGGUUGUUUGCUUGGCAAUGGGGAGUUCCAGUGGGUUAUCCAUUUUGGGGAACCUGCAGCAGCAGAAUAUGUUGGUGAUUUACGACCUUGCCAAGGAAACAAUGUCUUUCCAGCAUACACAGUGUGACCAAUUGUAAUUCUCUUUUAACAAGUGCGAUAAUUAGAUUCAUGAUUUACAUAUAUAUACUUAAAACAAAGUAGUUGUUUGCCUGUGUCUGUUUUUGUGGUCCCUCUAAAACUGUCAUGUUUGAUUUCGUGGAGAUUGUUAUAAAUUCCGAAGAUGAUUAAUUAAAGUCAAUAAAAAACCAAGUUUUAU
Molecule: messenger RNA, 1823 nt
Organism: Rubroshorea leprosula
Lineage: Eukaryota; Viridiplantae; Streptophyta; Magnoliopsida; Malvales; Dipterocarpaceae
Source: the annotation of a GenBank genome assembly